Pleuronectes platessa (European plaice) is the source of this 2814-nucleotide messenger RNA. It is a transcript of the gene ube2wb, whose product is annotated as ubiquitin conjugating enzyme E2 Wb. The transcript is spliced from 6 exons. The record is from RefSeq and is a predicted model, not a curated record. Bases 50 to 508 code for a protein of 152 amino acids. Lineage: Eukaryota; Metazoa; Chordata; Actinopteri; Pleuronectiformes; Pleuronectidae.
GACGUACAACCCUCCACUCUGCGGUGAUGUGGGAGCGAGGGGGGUUUUCAUGAUGGCGUCGAUGCAGAAGAGGCUACAGAAGGAAUUAUUAGCCCUGCAAAAUGAUCCACCACCUGGGAUGACGCUCAACGAAAAAAGUGUACAGAGCUGCAUCACACAGUGGAUUGUAGACAUGGAGGGAGCUACUGGCACACUGUAUGAAGGAGAGAAAUUUCAGUUGCUUUUCAAAUUUAGUGCUCGAUAUCCUUUUGAGUCACCUCAGGUUAUGUUCACAGGAGAGAAUGUACCUGUCCAUCCUCAUGUGUAUAGCAACGGUCACAUCUGUCUGUCCAUUCUAACGGAAGAUUGGUCUCCAGCCCUCUCAGUGCAAGCAGUUUGUCUUAGCAUUAUCAGCAUGUUGUCCAGCUGCAAAGAAAAGAGACGACCGCCUGAUAACUCAUUUUAUGUCAGAACGUGUAACAAAAAUCCAAAGAAGACAAAAUGGUGGUAUCAUGAUGAUACAUGCUAAUGUACAAACUUUGUAAUAAUCGUAGAAGAAAGAAGUCCUACUGACCUACGUAAAAGCACUUUUUAAUAAUUCAGUCUUUGAACUCUGACCGGAGACUGGAACAGUGGAUACCAUGCUCUGGAGGCUCUUGACUGCUGCCCCCCCACCCCACCCCCCUCACGCGGGCAGUUGGAUGCAUGUUUUAGUCGGGUUGUAAUAUAAAGAAUACAAAUAAUUUGACAGUUUAGAUGCACCCACGAUGGAUUGUUUUUGGCAAAAAGGUAUUAAUGCAGAGAGCAAGCAAGUUAGGUGGAUUUGAAGUGAGAAAAUUACAAUCCCUGUUUUAAGAUUAUUAUUGUUACUUUGUUUGCGUGUGGGUGCAUUUUAAAGGUCCUUGUGUUGUGCAAUAAUAACUGAUGGAUGCAUGCUGGGGCCUGCAAAGAGAAAUCCAAAUCUGAUUGUUUUCUGGAAGGGAUCGGACCAUCAUAACCCCAAGGAAAUGCUUCAUCUGGUUUUAGUUUUUUUGGGGGAGAUAUAUUAUUAUUAUAUGCACUGUGAAAGUAUCUAGUUUGAAAAGGCACUAUUAGAACAUUAUUCUCAACAUGCAGUUGUCCUCCAUAUAUUUAUCAGGUGACAAGGUUUAAGUUUGUAACCACUGUAUCAAGAGUUCAGUCGAGUUUCCUCUCCAUCUUCCAACCUGAGAGCCGGUUGCACUUCUUCCUGCUGUUGGACAGAAUGCCAGUACAGGAACAAAGCGGAUGCGACCACUACGCGAUCGCUCGGUCAGUCAGUUGGUCAGUCAGCGUGCAUCACAUAAAACGGGGCCCCACCCGUGUGGCGUUCGCUCGUCCAGCCUUGAAGACUUGCAGCGGCCUCUCUCCCAUUUAAUGAAUGUCUGGGAGAGACCUUUGUCGCAUGAUCCAUUUUUAUUUUUAGAUACUUUUUUUUUUUUUCUAAACUCAUGCUUUAAUCUUCUCAAAAUGUUUUAUUUUAAAUGUCUUGAGUUCUUUUUUGUACUGCUUUUCAACUUGUUGAGGGGGGGGGGGGGAGUAUUUUGAGGGGUCGUUAUGUUUUUUUUGUUUAAACUUUUCUUUUUUCUUUUUGAAUAUGUUAUUUAAUUUUAAAAUGUUCUUUCGUUUCAUCUCCAGAACGGUAAUGAAUGACGAAAAAGGAGUCUUUCUAGAAGUUGUAACAAUGAGGCUUUUCUGAUUCCCCCUGGUCAGAGUUUUGGGCUCAGGUACUUUUUUUCAUUAUAGAGAUCACCUCGAAAAAGAUACCUAUCAGAUAUUUUGAAUUUAAUUAUAUUUUCACCCAAAGAGACUGUUAUAAUGUAAACUUAUAACAUGUCUGAAACUAUUGUGUAUAUAUAAGUCUUUAAAUUGUUGGAUGAUGUGAAAGAAAUUAGCAGAGGAUGCAUUUCCUUGAUAGCAAAAUGAUAAUAGGAGUGCUUUAUUUUAUUGGAUGCUAGAUUGCAUCUUUUGCUAAUUAGGAGGUGUACAGACAGCGACAAACACUAUUAUUGGUUAAAAAAAAAAGUUUAGUAGUUUUACAGUGUGGGUGCAUGCAAUUUUAAACCCUGCUUUUUCUUAUUGGCAUCAGACAUUGUGACAACUUUUAGUCUUUCCACAACUUAGGUCAUGGUGAUAGGGAUGGAUAUAACAAACCCUCCAGAGGCUCUUUUUGUCAUUUAAGACUGUAAUCACUCCAUUCCUAGAGAAAUGUUUUUCGCCAUCCAGUCAGAGAUACUUGAAUUUUCCAUCAUGGGUUGUUUUGUGUUGCAUUUUCUUUUUUCCAGGGUCUAGCUGAGUUUCUUGAAUGAACUUGAGUGAAUGUGAUGACUCUCUAUACUGUAGAAGAGACUACCACAGCACACCGCUAUCUCAAAACUAUAUUGAUAACUUAUGUCAUCUAUUUAACCAAUGAUUUUUUUUUAAAAAGCGAUUAUUAACUUCAUCGUAAGGCUCUUGUCUGCUGUUGCUGCGUUUUGAGGAAAAAGAUGGGAGGACUGAAACGAUUGUGUCAAUGCAGUAACAACGGCAUCUGUGCGGGGACAAAAAGCCCUCACCCAGUCCGCAGUAGAACACUAGGGAUUAGAAAAACUUGCGAGUGAAUAUGUUACAAGGGUUUGGAUGUGAUAUAUAAUUUUAUUUUACUUUUUCUUUUCAAUGUGGUUUGAACUCUUAGCUUACAGGUUUUUGUGAGUGAUGAACACUAAUGAGGGUGUGGUAUUUAUAUUUGAAUUUUUUUGUUCUGGGAUGUGCAAGCUCCAUGUAAUAGGUGCCUGUUCAUUUUCAUAAUCAAUAAUAAAAAGCAAAGAUUCACUUUUA